ACAAGAAGCCGCUCCAAGCAGCCUCUCUUCGGCGCCUGGUCACGUGCAGGGAGAAUCGAGCCGCUGGUUGUCGAUUUGUUAGCUUCUAAAAGGAUUUAAUAUCUCGCUCCAUCUAUCUUAUCUCAUAUCGAAAUCCCACGGGAGGCAGCGGGUAUAUACCCACGCUAUUGAACCUGUCUGACUCGGGGACACAGCACAGAGAACUAGAGAGGCUUCCAGAGGCAUCACAAGUUCACCGUCUGGACCCAGUACACCAAAAGGUUAAAGACAGUCAACAGGGCCUCUUUACAGCUCAAAAUAACACCGAAGACACAACCGACGAAAUAAUCCAUCAUCCAGACCAGAACACUGUCCGCUCAGACACUGAUCAACCUUUGGCCUUGUAGACCCGACUCGAAAUGUUAAAAAGGUCAAAGAUGUCUGACCUGACGACGACCGGGCAAGGUCGCUCCCUUGUUCUUCGCUAUAUACAGCAUUUUAAUGAGGUGUCUGGCACCAAGUCAGCCGGCAUUAAGAAGAAAUCCAGAAUUCCCGGGGUGAUGAUCACACAGUUUGUAGUGGAGAUUCCAGAAGGAAAGAGCUGCCCGGAUUUCCAACGCAAACCAAUAUCAUUAACCAUCCAGCAAGGGAAGCUGGGUGUGUUCAAGGCCGUGGUGACAGGAGACCCAAAACCCACAGUCACUUGGAACAGGGCCAAUGGCGAGAUCACAGAGGGCGACAAAUUCAAUUGUAAAUACGACGAUACGUCCGGCGAGAACACGUUGGAGAUAAAGAAGGUGUCCCCCGCUGAGGCGGACACAUACAAAUGUUUUGCUGUGAAUGAAUACGGCAGGGCCAUCUGCACUGCCACCUUAAACGUGAUCGAGGUUGGAUUCAGCAAAGAGAAGGCCAUGGAACAAAUGGAUAUCUGUUCCACAAACCCUGCAGAGUUAAGAAAAAUGUUGAAGAAAAGCAAAGAAGUGAAACCCCAACCCAAGGACGAGGGGGGAAUCGAUGAGCGGUUCUGGGAGAUCAUCAUGAGUGCCGACCGGAAGGACUACGAGCGCAUCUGCCUGGAGUUUGGCGUCAAAGACCUGCGGCUGAUCCUCAAGAAGCUGGAGCAGAAGAAGCAGGAGAGGGAGGAGGAGCAGUGCAAGUAUGUUGACUACGUCAAAAACCUCAGGCAUGUUCAGGUUCGAGGGGACGGCUCAGCAUCCUUUGAGUUCGAAAUGGAGUUAAAAGAUGCAACCAGUAGAAUAUUCCUCUACAAGGAUGGUGUGAUGAUUCCGUUUUUCGACGAUCCGGGAACGAAGCACAGCCUGAAGACUGUUGGGAAGAAGCUGGUCUUCAGCAUUAAUGACCUCCUCCCGGAGGACGCGGGCUUGUAUCAGGUGGACGUUGAAGACGUCAAUCUUUUCUCAACAGAUUUUAAAAUUCCCAACGUGAACUUUGUUGUCAAAAUCCAGGAGGUGAUAGCCCAAGAAAGAGAAGACGCUCUCUUUGAAUGCGUGCUGAGUCACCCUCUGCCCAGGAUCAGGUGGAUGGGUAAAAACAGCCCACUGGAGGAUGGAGAGAAACACAGCAUCACCGUUUCAGAGGACAAGCUGAUCCACAGUCUGUUGAUCAGGGACUGCAAGCAGCUGGACAAAGGCAUCUAUGCAGCUAUUGCAGGCAUCAAGUCGUGCAGCGCUUGGCUGGUUGUACAAGCCGAUGCGGAGGCAUCCGGUGGGAAGAAGGCGUCUCGUAAAACCACCUCGGCUGGUGGAGCCGGGGUGGACCUCCAGAAAGUUGCAGAAGAACAGAGGCUCUGGCUGCUGGAGGAGAGGGAGAGGAUGGAGGCAUCGCUGAAGGCCAAGGGAGAAGCUGAACUGCUGGAACCCAACAAAGCCUCUUCCACUGACGGAGCCGGAGCAGCUGUCGCCAACGGAUACUGUAAAGACGGCAAAGAAAGGGGGGGGGAGAGUCAAGCAUGUGUAAAAGAUGAGAAUGCAGGGAGUAGAAUCAAAGCAGAGGCCUAUGGCUUAGGGGCAGAUAGAUCAAAUAUGAGUGAUCGGUCAGACUGUAACAACACGUCAAGAGGUUCAAGUUCAGCUGGUGGCUCAGAAGGAGACUUAAAACUGACGGGGGAUAAUAAAAGUGGAACGGGCUCCAAAGCAGGACACAAUGGUUCGCUCAAGUCCAAAGAUAUUAACCACCAACCAUUAGACAAAGAUGCUAUCUCUAAAGCACAAGAGAGUAAAGACCUGUGCGGUAAAGAUGUCUCAGAUGGGUCACAGCACACAGGGGAAAGUGCAGCUCUUCAUGGUCCAAAUGGGAAGGAAGAUUCUCGUUCUGCAAAGAACAACAGCAUGAAGAAUCACAUUAAUGGAACAGAUUCGACGAAUGACCAAAUGAUGCAGAUUUCAAAUAAAGACAGGUAUUCAGAGGGGAAAACCAGUUCCUCCGGUACGGAUGGGCAUUCAGAUACCAGGAGCACCAAGCAGACGACAGUAGAACAAAGCAAUGGGGAUGGUUGUAGCCCGGAUCAAAACCACUUAAGUGGAUCUGAGGGGAAGGAGGUCUCUGGAGCGUCUGCUGAGUCCUCCGGGCUGGCGAGGCCAAGCCCAGAGGCGCUGUCUGUAGACAAUGCAGACCAAAGCAUUGAAAGUGAAAAUGACGAGACAGAAGAUUCUGCUGCGAAGGCAAAGCGCAAAAGGCCAGGCUCACUCAUAACAGACUUGUUCAUUGACCCAGGGGUGCAGUUUGUCAGCGGGCUGUCUGAUGUGAACGCCAUCCUUGGAGGGACCGCAGAGAUUAUGUGUAAAGUGAGCAGUGAGGACUGUGAAGGAGCCUGGUUCAAAGACAACCAGAAGUUAUCAGCAAAUGAUGAUUUUCAAAUAACCAAAGACGGCUCAACCCAUAAGCUGAUUAUCAACAACUGCAAGGAGGAGCACUCUGGGAAGUAUCGCUUUGAAGCUGACGGCCGCAAAACUGAAGCCGUUAUCUAUGUCAAAGACCCCCCGAGGUUCACCGAAGAGGACCUGAGCGUGUUCAGUAAGCCCGUGGUCAUCAAGGUGGGGCAGAACGCCGUGUUCCAGCUGCCCUUCCAUGGCCAGGAGCCCAUGAAGAUGCAGUGGUUCAGGGAGGGCGAGGAGCUGCUGGAGGACCACGGCGUGAGGAUAGAGCGGGGUCACGCCCACAGCCGCCUGCUGCUCAGCAGGUGCUCGCGGAAGAACGCCGGGGAGAUCAAGUUCCGGCUCAGGAAUGACCACGGGACCACGGAGGUCAUCACACAGCUGGUCGUGCUUGACAGACCCACCGUACCCCAGGGCCCCGCCGAGGUGGUGGACAGCUCCCCCACCGCUAUCGAGUUCAAAUGGAGGCCUCCCAAGGACGAGGGCGGUUGUCCACUGGUGAGCUACGCGCUGGAGCGGCGACAGGUGGGCCGCAACACCUGGAAGAAGCUAGGGGAGGUCCCCGCAGUGGCCGGGUACCGUGACAACGACGUGGAGCACGGCCGUAAAUACUGCUACCGUAUCCGUGCGGUGAACGCAGAGGGCGUGAGUGACGUGAUGGAGACCGACGACCUCCAAGCUGGAACGUUGGCAUUUCCCGGUCCUCCAUCGCCGCCCAAAGUGGUCGCUGCCUCCAAGGACUGCAUCACCCUCUCCUGGGCUCCCCCCACCUUCACGGCCGGCUCCCGCGUCCUGGGAUACUCUCUGGAGAAACGCAAGAAGGGAAGCAACCUCUGGAGCUCAGUGGGGGAUCUCAUCACAGGGAAGACGCAUGCCGUGAAGGACGUCGUGGAAAGCAUGGAGUACGAAUUCCGAGUGGCGGCCGUCAACCAAUCAGGAGUCGGGGAAUUCAGCAACCCCUCCGAAUUCGUAUUCGCCCGAGACCCUAAGAAGCCUCCGGGUAAGGUCACGGACCUGAAGGUGACGGACAGGUCGUACACACACCUGUCGUUGGCCUGGACCAAGCCUGAGGCCGUGGCGGGGCUCCUGGACGAGGCCCGGGGCUACCACGUGGAGAUCCGGCCCGCCGAGUGCUCCGAGUGGUCCCGCUGCAACGUCACGCCCUCCAUCCUGCCCUCCUACUCGGUGAAGGGGCUCCGCUCCAUGGAGAUGUACUGGGUCAGGGUGUUCGCCGCCAACGAGGGCGGGGAGAGCCCUCCUACCGAGCUGCAGAACUAUGUCCUGGUCAUGCCGCUGCCCGUGAGGCCGCGGUUCACGGACCAGAAGAUGAAGAGUUUUAUGGUGGUCAGAGCGGGGAACUCUGUAAGGAUAACGGUAAACUUUGAGGCCAUGCCCCUGCCCCAGGUGUUCUGGCUGAAAGACAACGUCCCCGUGGCAAAGAGGGUCAAUGUUAGCAACUGCGACAGCUCCUCCCAGCUGCUGAUUCCCUCCUCGGAGCGCUCCGACACAGGGGUCUACUCCAUCACGGUGAAGAACCUGGUGGGCCAGGAGACCUUCAGCCUGGAGGUCAGGGUGACAGACGACCCGAAGCCGCCGGGCCCCAUCACGCUGGAGGAGAAGGUCCCCGGCACGGUGACGGUGUCCUGGGAGCCCUCCCCCGACGAGCAGCGGGACGACCGGCUGCACUACUCGGUGUGCGCGCUGGACUCCAGCCGGCGGACCUGGAGCACGGCGGCCGAGCGGCUGUUCAACAACCAGCUGACCGUCUGCAACGUCAUGCAGGGCCGCGAGUACCACUUCUGGGUGUACGCCAAGAACGACAUGGGCACCUCGGCGCCCUCCGUCUCCCCCACGUGGGGCACGGAGAGGAAGAAAGAACGGUUUGUGGUCCACGCGCCGACCCGGAAAGACCCGGACCCGCGGUGCGCGCCGUCGUUCAUGGUGCCGCUGAAGUGCCACACGGCGCCCAAGGGCUACGAGUGCUACAUGAGCUGCGCCGUCAAGGGGAACCCCAAGCCCCGCGUCACGUGGUACCGCAACAACGUCAGCCUUAACACCAACACCAACUACUACAUCUCCGACAUCUGCGGCGUGUGCUCCAUGCUGAUCCUGCGCGUGACGCCCAAGGACGUGGGCGAGUACACCAUCCUCGCAGAGAACGCCCUGGGCCGGGCCGAGUGCUCCACCACCCUCAUCGUCAUAGAGUGAAGAUUUGAAGUUCUGAGCCACAGAUUGAUAUAGAACUAUUAUUUAUAACCCUCUGCUUUAUUUAUGACCCGUGUAUUUAUUUAUAAUGCUGCAGUCAGAGACAGGCUCCUCCCAUGCGUUCAUACCGUGAGGUGACACAGCCACACAAGGCCACGGCCAGCCCGUCUUGCUCAUGGGCAACUCAACGCCUUUAUUUACACACACGGAGUAAUCUAACUAGCAAGCCUCUUUCUGACAGACAGCAGGACCCGUUCAGCCCUCUUGACCCGCUGAUACCGACGGAUUUCUCCACGACUGGAAGAUUCCCAAUAAUAAAAAACAACAACAAUGCAUGGAUGAAGUACUAUGAACGGAAGCUCAUGCAUUCAUUCAUUCAUGCAUUCAUACAUUUAUCCAAAAAGCUGUAUGGGAUUGUUGUUUCCUUUGCUUCCUUUUUAGAAUGAUAUGACAACAUAUUUAUAAAAGGGUACGAUAUGAUACACAUAUAAAAAUCUUUUUUGCCAUGCCUUUGACAAUUUGAUGCAUAAUGGCCCGUUUCCAAACUUGGUAUCUAUUUUAAAUCAUUGAUUUUUUCACUAAUCGUUUUUAAGUGCAUGGAAAUAAAGCAGUAGGCCAUGUGCUAUUAAGCUGUGUAAGCUGGAAACAAGAUUCAUGUAAAUAAGCACAGUUAAAUGGGUGGGUGUGUGCUUCACCUAAGGUUUUCUCCCUACACCCUUGCCCUUUGUAUGUUUCCCCCCAGCAGUAACCUGAGGUACCCCUAGGGGUAGUUCCCUGUUUUAGAACAAUGGCCUGAUAUGUGAGGUUGCAUAAGCCUCCGCUGGCCAUGUCUGACAGGAUUUUAUACCGUUGCUGUAUAUUUAAGGAAGUUGCAUUUUCUUUGUAUUAUUGCAGUCUGGGCUGUUUAUUUAAAUGUGCUGAAGUAAUCACAUGCCUACAGAAUAGACUUUAGUUGAAAAAUAAAGAGCUUUGAUGAUAAGGCCUAUGGUAUUUUGAGAUGACACAUUAUACAUAAUAAACGUGAGAUGUAAUUCAA
Molecule: messenger RNA, 6114 nt
Organism: Gadus morhua (Atlantic cod)
Lineage: Eukaryota; Metazoa; Chordata; Actinopteri; Gadiformes; Gadidae
Product: immunoglobulin-like and fibronectin type III domain-containing protein 1
Exons: 31
Coding region: 399-5081 (1560 amino acids)
Molecular function (GO): protein binding
Source: RefSeq, a predicted model, not a curated record